Messenger RNA from Nilaparvata lugens (brown planthopper), 5045 nucleotides. RefSeq names its product 5'-3' exonuclease PLD3. NCBI's taxonomy places the organism in Eukaryota, Metazoa, Arthropoda, Insecta, Hemiptera, Delphacidae. Bases 133 to 1887 code for a protein of 584 amino acids. Gene Ontology annotation, molecular function: catalytic activity. The record is from RefSeq and is a predicted model, not a curated record. The transcript has 11 exons.
UGAUGGGGUAAGAGAACGGUUGUUUCACACCUCCCUGCGUUGAUCGUGACAUGUGAAUAGUGACGAAAGUGACUAGUAAAUUCCUUCUUCCAGUGAAAUUUAUCUCUAACUAUUUGUAGUUUUUCUGUCAUAAUGUCUGAAUACUUUUUCGAUCACAUGCCGUUUUUGCGGCGUAAUUCCAAGUCGAAACUUCCAACACUUCAAGACGGGCUUUUCAAAAUAGGAUGCCAAGCGUAUCACAUCUUGGUGCAUGACAACAAUGACAAUCAGAUUGCCUCUUACAGAUCCCCGCCUGCAGUCAAUCCUUCGGAUAAUCCGUUCGUCGUCAUCAUCCCCACGUCUAAUCCGAAAGGAAGCCAGAACAGGGACAAGAAUAAGAAGCGCCGUUUUUCGAGAGUUUUUGACAGCGCACCUUCAACUCAUUCACAUGAUUUUGAGGAUUGGGAUUCACAUUUUAUGCUAAGGACAGAUCCUGAUGAUUUUGGAAGAAAUGAUGAAUGGGGUCAAAGAGGAUGGUUCAAGCCAUCAUGUGUGCCAAUUACAAUAAUUCUCAUUUUGAUAGUUCUGGUAGUUCUGCUUCCCCUCAUGGACAAUGCCGAAAGAUUAGAAUCAAAGCCAGUGCAACACAACUUGGCCGAUAUCCUGUCGUGUCAGCAGUAUUGCAAAUUCUCGUUGGUGGAAUCGAUCCCGCAGGGCAUGAGCUAUCGCAACGGAUCGACUCGAUUCCCGUCGACGUUUGCGGUGUGGUCGAGCAUGCUCGCCGAGGCGACCAGUAGCAUCGAAAUCGCCUCUUCCUAUUGGACGUUGCGUGACAGUGAUGUGGUGCCGCAGAGCGUGGGUAUGCGGCGGCAACUCAAGUAUCCCGGAUCCGAUGAGGGUGAGAAAAUAUUCAAAGGUCUUCUAGAAGCAGGUACAGAAAGGAAGCUGACGAUAAAAAUAGCUCAGGACUUACCAGCCGCUCGCCAUCCAAACUAUGACACUGAAUAUCUUGCUUCAAUGGGUGCAGCUCAGGUAAGAAGUUUGAACUUCCGAAAACUAGUCGGAGCAGGCAUUCUGCAUACAAAACUAUGGAUUGCUGACCGCAAAUCAGCUUAUGUUGGCAGUGCUAACCUGGACUGGCGUUCUCUCACACAAGUCAAAGAAAUGGGCAUCUACAUCAAGAACUGCUCGUGUCUGGUCAAUGACAUUGCAAAAAUAUUUGAUGUUUAUUGGAUGCUUGGUCUUCCCAAUGCAGUUGUUCCCAGCCAAUUUCCGGAUAAUGUGACGACCACUUUCAAUAAAGCUACUCCACUGCCUAUGACUAUCAACUCCUCUAGCAUUGGUAUUUAUGCAUCGAGUUCACCGCCGAAAUUCUGUCCGAAUGGUCGUACGUCAGACAUUUCUGCAGUCCUGGAUGUGAUAAGCAAAGCGAGGAAGUUCAUAUUUAUAGCUGUAAUGGAUUACUUUCCAUUGACCAUCUACUCUCAACAUCCCAAGUACUGGGGAGUGAUAGAUGAUGCCCUGAAAACUGCUGCAAUCGAGAACGGAGCCGAAGUGAGACUGCUGAUCAGCUGGUGGGACCACUCCAGAGAAUCGGCCAAGUUCUUUCUGCGCUCGCUGGUCGCACUCACUGGAGCCUAUCCAGGACUCAAUAUUUCUGCGAAACUGUUUGUAGUUCCAAGCACCGCUGAGCAGAGUCAAAUACCUUAUGCUCGAGUCAAUCAUAACAAAUACAUGGUGACCGAAAAAUCGACGCUAAUUGGUACAUCGAACUGGUCAGGUGACUACUUCCUUUGGACAGGGGGAAUCAGCAUCGUGACCGAGGGCUCCUCAGAGCUGCGUGACGAACUGGAGGAGGUGUUCCUGAGGGACUGGAACUCUGAGUUCGCUUACGACCUUCCCAGAUAACUAAAGGCCGAACUCUAUUGGUACUACUCUGGCUGGUACUUGUAGUUAAUCGCCUACUCAUGCAUUUUGAGGUUGCUUUAAGACAGAUUCGGAAAGUGUUUUGAUCCGGUGACUUUGUGAGUAAACUUUUAUUCAUCUUUACAAUUAAAGUCAUUUAAAUAUAUUUAUCGUGAACCGGUGUUAUGUUAACAGCUUAGUUGCUAUUAACAACUAACCUUGGUGAUUAAUGUAAUGUAUGAGUAUUCCCAACCACGCUAUUUAAUGUUGGUUGGUGCUAUUUUUAUUAUUAAUCCUGGUGAUUUCUGUAGUUUACGAAUAUUCAAAACUUCUAUAUUAAUUUAUUGUUAGUUGGUGGUAUUUUUACACAGCUAACUUUGAUGAAUGCUGUAAUUUAAGAUAUUUUUAGUUAUUGUAUUGACAUUAAUAUGUUAUUCUUCUAGGUAUUGUAAUUUGGUGUCAUUUUUACUACUUGUCAUGAUAAUUAUUAUAAUAUUUUCUUAAAAUUACUGAUUAUAAACUUUAUUAAGGCUGUGCAAAGGCUAAAAGAAACUUUCUAUUGGUUACAUUUUACAAGUUUUACUUUCCUUGCCCUAUUACCAUGGGUAAUGUGUGUGUGUAUGAGUGUAUGUGCGUCUGUGUACACGAUAUCUCAUCUCCCCAAUUAACGGUAUGACUUGAAAUUUAGAACUUAAGGUCCUUACAAUAUAAGGACCGACACGAACAAUUUUGAUCAAAUUCAAUUCAAGAAGGCGGAUAAAAUGGCGAAAAUGUUGUCAAAAACAGGGUUUUUUGCGGUUUUCUCGAAAACGACUCCAACGAUUUUGAUCAAAUUUAUACCUAAAAUAGUCAUUGAUAAGCUCUAUCAACUGCCACAAGUCUCAUAUCUGUAAAAAUUCCAGGAGCUCUGCCCCAUCUAUGCAAAGUUUGAUUUAAGAUUCCCAAUUAUCAGGCUUCAGAUACUUAUUGAACAAAAAACUCCAAGUGGAAAAGAUUAAGCAUGAAAAUCUCUACAAUUAAUGUUUAGUAGCAUUUUCACCUAAAAUUUAAAAUAAGCUCGAAAUUCGAGAAAAAGUUAUUAUUUCAAUUUGCAACUGUUGAUUCUAUUGAAUCAUUCACUAUGAAGAGAUAGCAGACUUCGUGUGUCUCCAGCGUUAUUGUCCUGUCACCAGCUGGCUUGGAUCUUUGAAUAGUAGACUUGAGAUGCGCGUGAACACUAGCGUCAUGUGAUAUAUUUUCAUAACGGCAAGGAAAGUUGUGUGAGUGCGCCACACCAGAUUUUUUCGAUUUGAAUAAAAUCAAGCUAUCAAACUGAAAAAGUUUUCUCAGGAAAAAAUUUUUUCUCUGAUCAUUACUUUUCGAUGAUAUGAGAGCGAUAUAUGUGCGCAUAAAGUUAAACUUUUGGGACAGGUCAUUUCAAAUUUGGUAAGAAAUAAAUCCAUGAAAUUUUGAGGAUAAAUUCUCCAUUGUAGUUUUGAUUGAAUAAAACAAAAAUUUUCUGAAAAUAUAAAUGUUUGAAAAAGUUAUUCAAUUUACCAAAAAUUACCCAGCUAAAAGUUAUUUUUAGUGAAUUGAAUAACUUUCUCAAAAAUUGAAAUUUUCAGAAAAUCAAUUGUUUUAAUCAAUCAACAAUACCAUGAUGAAUUUAUCCUCAGAAGUUCAAGGAUUCAUCUCUUGCAGAAUUUGAAAUGACCUGUCCCAAACAUUUAAAUUUUAUGCACUCAUAUCUCAAAAAGUAAUGAUCGGAGAAAUUUUUUCCUGAGAAACUUUUCAUCUUGAUAGCUUGAUAGUAUACAAAUCGAAAAGCUUUGAAAAAUUUCACCAGUAGAAAGUUUUAUUUCUUUGCCUUUGCACAGACUUUAAUGUUAAGUGUCAUAUGGGUACUGAAUGUAACUCAAUUAAUACUCGCCUUAAUAAUUUUAAUUUUAUUGUAUUUAAUAUUAUUAAUCGUGUUUGAACGAAAUGUGAUAUUUUGACAAUCUAAUGGUCGAACUUUUUUUUAAUUUGGAAUAAUAAUAAAAAGUUGACAUAGGAAUUAUCUAUCUUAGAUUUGUUCUUAGUAAUAAAUAAUUGGAUUUUGAAAGAGGAUACUUGAUUUAUUUUCAAAUUUAUAAUAAAAAUUAUUAUUCUGUGAAUUUGACUAAUUUUGAAUAGAAAGCUAUUAUAUUUAAAUUAUUCUUGUCUCGGUGUUUUUAUCUUGUUCUCAGAAGAUGAGCAUUAAAUUGAAAGUAGAGUUUUCUUGAGUCUUGGUCUAAUAAUGUUUCAUGUGAUCUGCCUUGUAUUCUUUGUACUGUAGUGGGCUUUCAUAUUAGUAUUUGUAGUAAACGACAUUAUUUAUAUAUUUUUCCAAAAAAAAUUAUUCAUACAAUUGUAUUUCUUGCUCAAAUUGCUCAACAAUAUGACAUUAUGUUAUUUUUCUUUAUCUUUAUUAUGCUAUCAUUCAAUAUUUGGCAUAACAUUAUGAUUAUUCUAAGCAACAUUGAUACAUUGAACCAAGGUAGAUAGAAAACAGAUUGAUAUAUCUACUUUACUUUGUACUGUUUAACCUGAAACUUUAUACUAUUCCCUUAGAAUCGUCUUAGUUUGAUCUAAGAAUUAGAAUUAUGAGAAUAUAGUUUCCACUCUAAAACCGUGUAAUAUGAUUUGUUAAAUUUAAAUUUGAACCAAAAAGUAGAGUAAUAUCUAGCAACAUGGAUCUGUUAACUCGUUACUAUAAAAAAAGUCUUCAAUGAAUGAUAAAACCUGAAAUUAAUAUUGUGUUUCACACCAGGUUCCAUUAACAAUGAGGAACAAUUCAAGUGGCUACUGAAAGUAGAGUUACUUUUUUUUUUAAAUAUCUUCAAUCCAUAAUACAGGCAUUGGAUUUUUUAUUAUAUCAAUACUUUCUUGUAAUUUUUAAUUUAUGUUUGUUUCUUAAUUAGUUGAGAAAUUUAGGGUCAGUAUGUGCCAUAUAAAACUGGACUAUCAUUAAUCAUGGUAAUUGAAGUCCCAGAUAAUGAUCCCAAUCUCCCAUAUAAGUAAAGAAAAUAAAAUUGUUAUUUUCUAUUAUACUUUUUAAAUUCAUUUGUAUUUGAUUGAGUGGCUUUAGUUUUAGAUUAUUAGUAUUAUCAUCAUAUAUUUUGUAAUAAUCAGUUAUUAUAGUAGCACAACAAUUUUCAUGA